UGCUUGCAGAUAUCCUCAUCCCUUCUAUCCUAUUCCCAGGAUGGAGAAAUAUCCCACUGACAUGAGAAUAGUAUCGCUGGCUCCACAUGCAUGAACCCGACCUCCUCUCCUCGCCUAUAAAGACCCUCUCAACAUCCGAACGAGCUCCUUCAAAGCGGAGCGGAACAAGUGGCAGCUACUCUUCCCUGCAAAGAGACAGCAGCAGAAGAGGGGAAAGGCAAGAAGAUGGAGAUGGCUCUAUGUCUUUCCUCCUCCCUCAAUCACCCUGCUGCUGCUGCUGCUGCUGCUAUCACCAUUCUCCCCCCCUCCCCCGAUCCUUCUUCUCCUCCUCCUCCUGCUGCUACUGCUGUCACCAUGUACCCUCCCAAUUCCUCCUCCACCUUCUUGUCUUCUGCUGCUGCUGUCACAGUUGUAUCCAAAUGCACCGUAUAUCCUGACAGCAAGUCCACUCUCGGAGACCUCAAGCUCUCCGUUUCCGACCUCCCCAUGCUCUCCUGCCACUACAUCCAGAAGGGCCUCUUCUUCUCCCAACCCCCUAUCCCGUUCGCUCCUCUCCUCGCCCUCCUCAAGUCCUCUCUUUCCCGCGCCCUCUCCCUCCUCCCCGCCCUCGCCGGCCGCCUCUCCACCCUCCCCGACGGCCGGAUCGUCAUCUCCUGCAACGACGCCGGCGCCGAAUUCUCCCACGCCGUCGCCCCCUCCCUCACCCUCCCCCUCCUCCUUCCCCCCUCAUCCGACGUGCCGCUGCCGGUCAAGUCCUUGUUCCCCUUCGACGGCGCCGUCAGCUACCAGGGCCACCUCCGGCCCCUCGCCGCCUUCCAGGUCACCGAGCUCGGCGAUGGCGCCAUCUUCAUCGGGUGCGUCGUCAACCAUGCCAUCGUCGACGGCACCUCCUUCUGGAACUUCUUCAAUGUCUGGGCCGAGCUCUGCCGCGGCGGCUCCCCCAAGUCGCCGGACUUCCGCCGGAACUUCUUCGGCGACUCUACCUCGGUGCUCCGGUUCGCGGACGGCGACGGCCCGGAGGUGACGUUCCCGGUGAAUGCUCCGCUACGGGAGCGCGUCUUCCACUUCAGCCGGGAAGCCGUCCGAGAUCUCAAAUCGAGGGCCAACCGCCAGGCCCAAAGGGUUUCGACAGGUGGCGGUCCGAUCGCCGAGAUAUACGGGAAGCAGAUCCACGACCGGAAGAAGGCGGGGAUGGAGGAGGAGAUCUCGUCCUUCCAAUCGCUGUGCGCCCAGCUGUGGCGGUCGGUGACGCGGGCGCGGAAGCUCCUCCCACCGGAGGCGACGACGACGUUCCGGAUGGCGGUGAACUGCCGGCACAGGGUUCGGCCGCGGGUCGACCCGCUGUACUUCGGGAACGCGAUCCAGAGCAUCCCGACGACGGCGGCGGUGGGGGAGGUGACCGCGAGCGAGCUGGGUUGGACGGCGCGGCUGCUGCACCGGAACGUGGCGGCGUACGGCGACGAGGCGGUGCGGCGGGUGGUGGCGGACUGGGAGGCCGCGCCGCGGUGCUUCCCGCUGGGGAACCCGGACGGGGCCGGCAUCACGAUGGGGAGCUCGAACCGGUUCCCCAUGUACGAGGGGAACGACUUCGGGUGGGGGCUGCCCCUGGCGGUGCGGAGCGGGCGGGCGAACAAGUUCAACGGCAAGAUUUCGGCGUUCCCGGGGAGGGAGGGAGGAGGGAGCGUGGACCUGGAGGUCUGCCUCGCCCCCGACACCAUGGCGGCGCUCCUCCAAGACGACGAGUUCAUGCAAUACGUCUCCGAAGGCCACCCUGCACUCUAAUGGUUGGGUGCUCAAGGUAUAGAAAGAGGGUAGAGCAAAGCAAACACGCAUGCUGGAACUCGGAAUCCAUCCCGGAGAGGACCGCGAAUCCUGCUGCUUUUCAGUUGUUUAGUUAAUAAGUUGUGUCCUUCUCCCCUCCAAUAAUAAUAUUAAAAUUUAAAACAAAAAUGGAAACGAUUUGUGCGCUGCCGUUUGGAUUUUGCAGCCGCCUCCCAUUUAGGAUAAAGAUGAUUGCCCUGGUGGGUGGUAGACUUUGCCGAAAUGUUUGGUUGAUGACAAUGCACCUAGUGGCAUAUGCAUAAUGACAAUUCUGUAUUGUAUUGGUUUUUCGACUAGGAUUUGCUUCCAUCUAAUGUAAUAAAACCAACCUUAUGCACCAAAA
Molecule: messenger RNA, 2164 nt
Organism: Phoenix dactylifera (date palm)
Lineage: Eukaryota; Viridiplantae; Streptophyta; Magnoliopsida; Arecales; Arecaceae
Product: putative acetyltransferase At3g50280
Source: RefSeq, a predicted model, not a curated record